Molecule: messenger RNA, 2964 nt
Organism: Lampris incognitus (smalleye Pacific opah)
Lineage: Eukaryota; Metazoa; Chordata; Actinopteri; Lampriformes; Lampridae
Gene: cnppd1
Product: cyclin Pas1/PHO80 domain containing 1
Exons: 8
Coding region: 109-1422 (437 amino acids)
Biological process (GO): regulation of cyclin-dependent protein serine/threonine kinase activity
Cellular component (GO): cyclin-dependent protein kinase holoenzyme complex; nucleus
Molecular function (GO): protein kinase binding; cyclin-dependent protein serine/threonine kinase regulator activity
Source: RefSeq, a predicted model, not a curated record
GGGGAGGCAGGGGUGUGCGGCCGUCAGUUAGCAGGGCCCGAAGCCGAGUGGCCACUUAUCUAACGUUUUAGUUUGUUUAGGUAGCCUGCGAAUGUCCAGUUGACGAGGAUGGAUUUCGACGCGUUGUUUAACGAGAAGGCGUUUCAGCUGUCCGACUUCCAGGAAUUCACGUUUCUACCCGGACAUCAGAGGCUGUCUGAACGCGUGAGAAAGCGGCUGUAUUAUGGCCUGGACCCGGACGUGUCUCUGGAUGCCCUCUCAUGCCCUGUUACAGAUAUUGCCGUGGAAAUCCUCCAGAAAUCUGCCCCCAGCCCCAUACGAAAGUUACAAAAGAAAUACGCUGCCCAUGUUGCCAGGGAGGCAUGCAUUUCACCAUGUGCCAUGAUGCUGGCUCUAGUUUACAUUGAAAGGCUCCGACACCGAAACCCUGAAUACCUGCAAAAGAUCUCUUCCUCUGACCUCUUCCUGAUCUCCAUGAUGGUUGCCAGCAAGUACCUGUAUGAUGAAGGCGAGGAUGAGGAGGUGUUCAACGAUGAGUGGGGUGCAGCUGGGAAGCUGGAUGUCCAAACUGUCAAUACCCUGGAGAUGAAUUUCCUUAAUGCUAUUGAAUGGAGCCUCUUCACAGAGCCCAGUGACUUCUUUGCCAUACUAAGUCAAUUAGAAACCAGCAUUGCGGAGAGACAAGGAAUGAAACGUGGAUGGUUUACUUACACUGACAUUUGUGUGCUGCUGGAGCAGGCAGCAUGGAGGCAAAUCCUCACAGCCAUUUACCAGCACUUUACAAAGGUCUCCUGUAUGCUAGGCCUGGUUUAUCUCACCAGUGUGGCUGGCCUCAUUGCCACCAGCGCCGUGCUACACCAACUUAGUCUUCCCAGGAGCAGCCAACCCCUGGUGCCAGCUCCAGCUGAAGUCAGCCCACUCCACCCUCACUCCUCCAGUCAACGCCCUGAGCCAACUGCUCCAGUCCAGCACCUCCCCUGCGGCAUCCUUGGCAACACGAGUCUGCACCAAUACACUGGUUCCCUCAGAACCAACAAGGACCAUCAGCACAAUCCCUCCCAGACAUCGGUUCUGUGUCUCUGGGGCUCCCUCCUGGCCUCACUGGGUCACAUACAUCCAGAACCGGACACUGAGACUUCCCAGACCUGGUCUGCCACUUCCUUGUUCUGUCCUGGCUGUCUGGCAUCCCUUCCUCCGCUUCAGUGUGGGCCCAGGAACACCUCUUCUAAAGCACUCUUAAGUCAUGGGCCCCUGAACAAUCACCAGCACCACGCACCUUGGCUGGCCCCCAGCCUAAUCGAGGGAUCCACACCAGGUCUGAACUCUCGAAUGGGGGGUGUGCCCCCUUUACGGCUGUGGCCCUGUCAUCCAGAAUUAAUGCUGCCCCUAGACAAAGCCCAGGCUCUGCUCAUGCCAGGGUAGAAACCAACAAAACUCCCUUUGUCUUUGCUCUUAUAACUCAUUAACCAUAUGCACAGUGAUAGCUUUUUGGAUCCCCUUCCACACUCAGCACAUAUAUGAAAAAAUAAGAUUAAAGAAAUCGUUUUUGGACAACAGUUUACUGCAGAGCUGAAAUGAAAGCCAGAACACGGCACACUCAAGAUCAGAAAUUAAGUUGUUGGUCAAAAUGUCAGAGGACUGCACAAGAUUUAGUGCAUCUCAACUGAUUGCCAUACGUGGGAUGCCAUAUUUUCAAGGCUCAGCGUUUUCGGUUUUUACCGAUUUUUACCGAAAAAUACCCAGAUUUUUUAAAAGGAGCAGAUUGGUUUAAACUGAUUUUCACCCGGAUUCUAUGUUUCCACAGAUCCAAAAGUUGUUCGUGUGAGGUUAUGUAAUAGUGUCCUCUUGUGGUGAAAUAUGCUGGAUGGCUUUGAAAAAUAAAAACCGUAAACGCUGAGCCUUGCAUAUUUUAAAAUGCUCUGCUGCUUUGUGUCAAGCUUCAGAUUUUACUCCCAGAAUUCAGUUCACAGGGAACUCAGACUAAAAUAAUAUGGGAAUUGAUAUUUUUUUGGUUUGGUGAACGAAAAGUUUGGCUUUUUUUUUUUUUGCCUGCACCUUGGUUUGUUUUGCUACCCGCAUUUACUUUGUUGGAAAGUUCAGGCUCCUCAGAUUUAGUGAGCUGUUGCCAUGUUUGGAUCUGAGUUUGAUAUGCAGGGAUGCCCAACUCCAGGCCUCGAGGGCCGCAGUGUCUGCGGGUAUUUGUUCCAACCAUGCACUACACCACCUGAUUUAACUAAUUAGCUAACCUCUUGGACCAAGGAGGGAAAGGAAUUGGUUAAAUCAGGUGGUGUAGUGCAUGGCUGCAACAGAUACCUGCAGGCACUGCAGCCCUCGAGGCCUGGAGUUGGGCACCCCAGAUAUACAGAAAGCUUCUUAGCGCUGGACAAGUUAAAGAAAGUGUUUGAGGAUUCACCAGCAUGUUUGGAAGGUGGAUUGAAAUUUUAGGGAGCCGACAAGUUUUAAUUGGUUGACCAAAACUUUUUUUUUCGAUUAAUCACGUGUUGAUUGUGCUUACUUACACUCGGAAGUAUCUCGUUAGUAACUUUGUAAGCAGCACCCAUCCUGGCACUGACUUAGCACCACUCACAUUUUGUUACUAAUAGAAAAACAAUAUAAACAUUGUCUAGAUUUUCUUUCUGUGACUUAUAGUUAAAACUGCAGUCAAGGGAAAUGGACAAGGAAAGGAGCUUUUAGGGUAUACUGAGUACACUCAGUGCCACUGUGUUGUUACAGACAGAAACACCUGCUCCUCGUGGUCUUUUGACAUUUAAAAGCUCGCCUUUUUGCUCCAUUUCUAUUUAUUACCAGCGGCAAAUGUUGUGGCUCUUGUGUUUUUAUCAGUUUGGUUUGGAGAGAUUAUAUUUUUGCAGCAGAAUGCCACAUACCCUAGCCCGGACAGAUUAAACCUACACUUAAAUAUAUCAAAUUUAAGAGAUUUUGAAGAGCCCAUUUUCUCUCUCUCUC